CAAAUAGCAGGUGUUUGAAAUUUGCGGCGACACUGUCAGUCUGUUACAGCGGUUCUAAGUCCCUCAAAAACACGCACACCUCAUACACCACCAGACCCACAAAAUCGCAAUGUCUGCCGGCGCAGAGACCACCACUGAGCUUCUACCUUCCGCGGGACGGGUGUUCUUCCAGCCAGCACCCGGCGUUGGGUGCGCUGUCUCCGGACCCAUGGCUCGGGAAGACCCGGUCCAGAAAAAGCAGGGGAAAGUGACAGUGAAGUACGACAGGAAGGAGCUGCGGAAGAGACUGAUACUGGAGGAAUGGAUCAUCGAACAGCUAAGCGAGCUGUACGACUGCGAGGAGGAGGAGAUGCCUGAGGUGGAGAUAGACAUUGAUGACCUCCUGGAAGUAAACAACGAAGAUGAGCGCGCUGUGAAACUACAGGAGUCCCUCACAGACUGUUAUAAGCCUACUGAGGAUUUCGUCCGGGAGCUACUGGGCCGGAUCAGAGGCAUGCGGAAACUAAGUGCCCCUACGAAGAAAAGUCUUUAAUGACCAACGUCCACACACACUCACACACACUUCACUCACUCCCUCACACACACACACACACACAUCGACACAUACACACACACACACACACACACACACACACACUGGGCACAAGGACACGUGCCAUUGGACACGUCCCUACACUCCCUAAUGGGUCCCAAUGCCCCAUUAACCAACAAGUAGUCAGGACUCAACAUCCCAUAAUCCCAUAGGUACUGUAGUAUAGCAGAUCCAGUGUACUGGAAACUCAGCUAUUCGCCUUGUAGGCUUCUGUGAGGACUCCACUUCCCAGAAUUCAAUAUGCCUCAUAGACUCAGCAUCCAAGAGCACCCAACACAACUGACUCCAGCAGGAAUCCUUAACUGAGACAGUGUCCCACGCCUACACUCUAAGAACUCAGCUUCGUCACCUUGUCCAUUGGACUUUAAGACACAGGGGUUUUUAGAAAUGGUUCUUUACUCUUGUAUCUAAAUAACUUAGCUACUAUUUAUGUACAGUUAGUAUGAAAAGCUAAUGGCUGUGAUCUCUUAACUGUAUGUGUUAUUGUUUUGUUUUUCAUUUAUUUGAAAAAUCAUCAUUUAUUUUUUUUUUAUCAUUUUUUUUGUACUGCAAUUGUUCAAUCUUUAGGCCACUGGUAGUACACUACCCAAUCACUGUCUCUGGUGGUGCAGUGUGGCUACACUCUUUCACACUCUUUCUUUGGUCUCUCUUUUCACCUCCAUCAACGCUCACUUUGUCUCUCGCAGGGUCAGGGGGGUGCUACAUCUCUGAGCUGGGGCUGAGUUGUGCAAACAGAAGAUCAUUUCCUUUACACACACCCCUCCCUCCCUUUAUCCACCAAUCAGGGCUUUCACAAGUAGGUGGUGGACAGGUAAAAAGCCAAUCAAUUCAUGCGAUUAGCCAUUACCCCACUCUGGUACGCUCACACCUAUAUAUUCCUCUCAGGAUUAAAGACUACCUAGUUUUGCUAGUAUCUGAUCUAUAUUCAACCCAGCUCACAUUGUAGAGAUGUUGGACACCAGCCACACUCCCUGGAGAACUGGUGUGUGGGACUAGCUCUUCCAUUUAGCAAAGCAUGAUGGGAACUGUAGUCCUGAAGCCUCUGGUGGAAGGUACUAUACAGGUCCUGGAUGAUUAGCAGCCUUCACAAAAGAGAUCAGUAGCAUCGUUAGCUUGUCUCAUAUUGCAUCCAUGUUAAUGCUAAACCAACCAAGGCUCCUGUCAGCGUACAUAAAGGGAAACAUAUCAGCAUGUUAA
Messenger RNA from Alosa sapidissima (American shad), 1789 nucleotides. RefSeq names its product protein phosphatase 1, regulatory (inhibitor) subunit 14C (gene ppp1r14c). Gene Ontology annotation, molecular function: protein serine/threonine phosphatase inhibitor activity. Lineage: Eukaryota; Metazoa; Chordata; Actinopteri; Clupeiformes; Clupeidae. Gene Ontology annotation, cellular component: cytoplasm. The record is from RefSeq and is a predicted model, not a curated record. The transcript is spliced from 4 exons. The coding region runs from base 110 to 532 and encodes 140 amino acids. Gene Ontology annotation, biological process: regulation of phosphorylation.